This is a messenger RNA of Aureobasidium namibiae CBS 147.97, 786 nucleotides long. RefSeq lists its product as uncharacterized. The transcript has a single exon. Lineage: Eukaryota; Fungi; Ascomycota; Dothideomycetes; Dothideales; Saccotheciaceae. The record is from RefSeq and is a predicted model, not a curated record. Bases 1 to 786 code for a protein of 261 amino acids.
AUGGAUCACAAAACUUUGUCUACGAGUAGGAAGCGUGCCCGAUCACCACAUGACAUACCCGAUCUGCCGACAGGUCCAACAAGGGAGAAGCGUCCACGGAUCAGGUCAACAUCUUCAGAAAUUCAAGUUCGCCAACCUUUUGACUCGCGCGCUGUGAGACUGGCCCGUGGUGAAUUGCUCCUCUUCGAACCUGAUACACCAAUCUGCUAUGCUUUCCAUUCUUGCGACGUGACUUUGAUCAAGGAGUCACUACACCUUGUACACACAGAAGAUCUACCCAUGGACCUCAACCUCGAGACCAUGACGUUCUCGCUUCCCAAACAUAUUGACGACGACGGUUUCGCGAUUCCUUGGCUCGUGUCACUGAUGACUUGCUUAGCAUGGUGUUUCCACGGGGCCGCUAUUCCAGACAUUCUCAUUGCAGAACCUGAGCUGGGUAUUGAGGAACCAUACGUCGCCGUCAACGAGGCAGAAGCACCAAGCCUCAGAUCAGACCUCCAUCCUGGUUUUACUGCGUCGCAAACAGAUGCAGAACUAUCGACCACAGCGAGUGACUUGGUACGUUUGUUCUUGAGAUUCGCUCAAGGCCUGCCUAGCACUGAACUGGCUACGGAGGAGCAGGCUAUUUUUGCUUUGGCAGACUUCCUGCACAACAGACCAGAUAAGUGCAAGAGUUGUGUUCUGUGGAGAGCAGCUUGGAAAGAGUGCCUGAUCAGAGUCUAUGGGAAGAUAGUUGCGAAGAUCAUGGUGAAGAAAAGGAAUUUCCAGCCUUCGUGUACGUCUUGA